Bubalus bubalis (water buffalo) is the source of this 2274-nucleotide messenger RNA. RefSeq lists its product as uncharacterized. Lineage: Eukaryota; Metazoa; Chordata; Mammalia; Artiodactyla; Bovidae. The transcript is spliced from 3 exons. The record is from RefSeq and is a predicted model, not a curated record. Bases 1013 to 2047 code for a protein of 344 amino acids.
GAAACAUCCUAACCAGGCCCACCUGUGGGUGGGAGGAGGGGCUUAACCAUCCCUUCCGGGGGCCAUCGGGAAACAGGAAGUGGGACUGAUGGAAAACAGGACAUGCUCGACUUUGCUCCCACCCACAGAAGCCCGACUCUAACAGGCAAGGUGGUUCUUUGGGGCAUGAGUCCGUCCUCUCGGCCUUCUGGCUUUCCAAAUAAACUUGUCCUCCCUUGCCCCACCACCUGUUCUCUGGCUUUACCAGCCUGUGGUGUGGUGAGCAGUAGGAGCUUGGACUCAGCAACCCUGGAGGCUGUGAGAACAGAAGAAAUCGAUGACUUGGCUUCUCCUUUUGAGGAAAAGACACUUAAGGAAGAUGAUUGUCCCUGCCUCGACCAGCUCUCGGCUCAAGCUGACCCAGGGUGUGAGCGGGAGGAGCUGCUGAAAUCCUUGCCCAGCACCUGAGCACCGUCAGCAGGAAGGCCUCGGCGAGCAGGUGAGGAGGCGCCGUCACCUGGCCGAGCUCACGCUCCUGCAGAUCUGCCUUUGAGCCUCUGCUGGGCCCCGAAGUUGCGUUCCUUCCACCCCUCGAACACCCCCUCCUCCGGUGCCGAACACACACGGGGGGCUGAGGAAGCAACAGCAGAGGACACAGCCAAGAGUAAAGACCUUUUAAAAGUGACUUGCAGUUAAGUUGAAGCGGGAGCUCCUGGCAGCAAAAUCCUGUAGGCUUUGGCUGAUUUUUUGCUGAUGUGUUAUGCUAGUGGGUCUGGUCUUACCCUUCCGCAUUUCGAAUAGUAUUUUUAGAAACCACCUGUCAAAGUAGUCAAGGUCAAUGGUAAGGAAGUCAGUGUUGGGGCAGAGGUCACUGGAAGGAGUCGGUUAUUAAGGGCUGAGUGAUGUCUCCCCACAUUCACAAGCUCAAGUCCUAAUAUGUCACCUCCACCACCGCCACCACCCCGCCGCUCAGGAGGUGAAUAUAUUUGGGGAUCAGGUCUUUAAAGAGGUGAUUAAAAUCAAAGGACAUCUUAUGGGUAAUGGGUUCUUGUUAAAAAGCGACAUUAGGGCUGAGGACGCAGGCGGAAGCGUGUCCGCAAGGCCAGGCCAGAGGCCUCGGGAUAAACUGCCCGAGCCAUCUGGAUCGCAGCCUUCCAGCCCCAGCAUGGACCCGAGUGGAGCGCAGGACGAGCUGGCCCCUCACAAGCGCGCUUUCAGAACUGGAGGGGACCCGCCCCCUUCUUCUUUAAGGCCUUUCAGAGCAGCUACCCCUCUGCCUCCAGCACUCUGGGGACAGGAAAAAAAUGCAUAUGUAAAGGAGCCUGAAUUAAAAAAAAAAAAAAAGCAACAACGCAUGGGACCCACCAGAGAGGGAAGACAUCCAUUUAAAUUCUUGAUUUGCAUCUGGAGUCUGCUCCAUCGCAGACCCGGCGCUCACAGCAGUCUGCUGGCCCGUCUGAGACAAAACGAGGGAGAGGAAGCCUGGCUCCCUGGAGCCAAGAGCAGCCGUCCUCCCAGGACGACACGGUUCGCGGAGUUCGGCUGGAAGCAGACCUGCUCAGCCCUGCCGGAACUGUUAGGGGCCUGCGCUCCGUGGGUCAGAGCAAGCAGGGCCAGAGGCAGAGGGGCCAGGUUGGGGGCGCCAGGAGAGCCGGGGUCCCGCUUGGGCUUCCCCGUCGCCUUCUCAGCCUCCCUUUGGAUCCUUGAGCCGCAGAUCUUCGACUUUUCCUGCCCAAACCCAAGCCCACCGGCAGAGAACCUGCAGUUUGCAGAGCCACUCCGCUUUGCAAGUGCUGUUUCGUUCCUAGUUUUCUGGAAUUCCAGCGACAUCAGCAGGAGGCCUGUGCCUUUCAUCUUCAGACCCGAGGGCCCUCAGACCUUUGAGGUGAGGAUGUGGGGGAGCCAGGCAGCGCCUCAAAGUGCAGCCUCCCUGACGCUCAGCUGCCUUCCAGGGACCAAGAUAUACCAUCUGAGAAAAAGCAAAGCAGGAGACAUGCAAAUGAUGCCACUAACCUCCUCCCUGCUUCCAGCCCUGGCACACCACAGGUGCCCAGUAGAUGGCAACUGAACUGAGUUUGCGUUGAAAAUAACCGCUUCACCAACUGCAGGCUCCUCAACCCUCCCGAGCGCUUCGGGAAAGCCAGGUUAUCUCACUGCCUAGACGCAGCUCCCCUGAGUCCCUGCUCAUUUUAAAAAACAUUUUGCUAAUGCAGAGUGCUAGAGAUAUUUUGUCCCCAGGAUUCAAAUAUGCAUGUCAAGGAGGAAAAUGAACUCUAUAAAAGUCUUUUUAAAAUA